AAAAGCAUCUUCGUUUUUUUAUUCUUUUUUAUUUCCCCCAUUCUGAGUAAUUUGGGGCUGCUUCCCAAAAGAAUCCAGGUUAGACAGCCUGUAAAACCACGAAGACUGUGAAUGUAUCUUUACGCUAUUUCCGUAUCUGCGCACCGUGAAAGGCGUAAGCACCACAUGCUAAAACCGGAGGGCCUACUUUCACAAUUCACCGGAAUACCUCGAUUUACGCUGCAUGUCUUAUUGAAAUAAGUACCAGAGUUAGCUUUGUUGUGAAUGACUGUAAUGUGCUUUUAAGUUGAUAAUGACCUAAUUCCGCUGUAAAUAUGUUAUUGGCCAGAAGAUUCAUAUGUCAAGGAGGACAUCAGUUAACUAAAAUGGCAGAUGCAGUUCAGAGCUCAACCCCAAGGCGGCCUGGUGUGGGAAUUGGAGUGCUUGUCACUGAUCCCACUCAGCCGGGGUGUGUGCUUUUAGGGAAAAGGAAGAGCUCGGUUGGAAAGGGUGCCUAUCAGUUACCUGGAGGCCACAUUGAAUUUGGAGAGACAUGGGAGCAGUGUGCGCAGAGAGAGGUGAUGGAGGAGGCCGGGAUACAGCUGAAGAACAUCCAUUACGCCUCUGUAGUGAACUCCAUCAAGCUAGAAGAAAACUAUCACUACGUUACAAUCUUCAUGCAAGGAGAGGUGGACAGGGCCUUCCCUUCUGAGCCUGUGAAUAUGGAGCCAGAGAAAAACGAGGGGUGGAUGUGGAGACUUUGGGAGGACUUUCCCUCAGAGGAGCAGCUCUUCUUGCCGCUGGCUAAUUUGAGACAACAGGGUUUCCAGCCGUUCAGAAACAGAGGCAAAGAUCUAAUGUAAUCGGUAAACUCUGUGUUUACUUCACUGUGAGAAGAUAUGCUCUUUGAACAACAUCAGCAACUGCUUUCUCUAACCUCAUCCACUGGGAUAAAGCAGGCACAUGAAAUAUGGCUUACCAGCAGAAAGAGGACUGUGUGUGUGGAACUGAGUGGAAGGUGCAGGUGUCUUUCACUGGCAAGUGCAGUGGCACAAUCCACCAAGAAGUACAUACAUACGUACAUCAUCUAAACCACUUAUCCUUCUGGGUUGCGGUGGGGUGCUGGAGCCUAUCCCAGCUGUCAUUGGGCGGGG
Molecule: messenger RNA, 1133 nt
Organism: Colossoma macropomum (tambaqui)
Lineage: Eukaryota; Metazoa; Chordata; Actinopteri; Characiformes; Serrasalmidae
Gene: nudt15
Product: nudix (nucleoside diphosphate linked moiety X)-type motif 15
Exons: 4
Coding region: 315-842 (175 amino acids)
Biological process (GO): dGTP catabolic process
Cellular component (GO): cytosol
Molecular function (GO): 8-oxo-7,8-dihydrodeoxyguanosine triphosphate pyrophosphatase activity
Source: RefSeq, a predicted model, not a curated record